AUUGACGUAAAGAUUAAAAAAAAACUCACCAAGAACAAAAAAAAAUAAAAAAAUAAUAUGGCCGUUGGAAUGGCGUCAUAAAUACUUUUUGACGUUGUUUAUAUUUGUGCAAAAAUAAUCGUAUUACAAUAAUUUUGUGUCAUUUUUAUGGUUCUUGUGAGUAUAAUCUAAGUGGUCUAUAGAGAUUGUGCUUAUAUGGUACAUAAUUAUGUGUUAGUGUAAUAAAAGUAAGAUGUCAAACAACACUGUCGGUUCGUCGGGGCCUGCUCCCGGCAAAAUACGUGGACCUGGAAGACCUCCAAAACGUACAUGCACUUGGUGUGCAGAAAGCAAGACUCCUUUGAAAUACGUUUUGCCAACAGAAAACGGUAAAAAAGAGUUUUGUUCCGAAACGUGUCUCUCCGAAUUCAGACAAGCAUAUAGUAAAGGCGCUUGUCUGCACUGCGACAAUGUUAUCCGUGGCAACGCUCCAUCCAGCAGUAAAAAUUUCUGUUCUACUUACUGUCUUAACAAAUAUCAAAAGAAAAAUGAAAAACGAACUACUUCACCACAGUCUGGUAAUGGCGCAAAUGGCACUGAAACCCACUCCAAUAAUAAUUCAACAGGGUCUUUUUAUGAUAUAUAUCAGGCAUUUGAUUGGAACGAAUACAUGAAAGAAACUAGCAGUGUUGCAGCACCACAAGAAUGUUUCAAACAGGCACCAGUACCACCUGUAAAUGAUUUCAAAGUGAACAUGAAAUUGGAAGCUUUAGAUCCGCGAAAUUUAACAUCAACUUGUAUAGCUACAGUUGUAGGCGUUUUGGGCCCUCGGUUGAGGCUAAGACUUGAUGGUAGUGACAAUAAAAAUGACUUCUGGCGGCUGGUGGAUGCUGGAGAUAUUCAUCCUAUAGGACAUUGUGAGAAAAAUGAUGGAAUGUUACAGCCACCUCUCGGAUUUCGAAUGAAUGCCAGUAGCUGGCCUAUGUUUUUGCUCAAGACUUUGAAUGGUGCAGAAAUGGCCCCUUCUAAGGUGUUUCAACCAGAACCACCUACUCCUAAGACAAAUUUAUUUGUUGUGGGUCAAAAAUUGGAGGCAGUGGAUAAGAAAAAUCCACAAUUGAUAUGUUGUGCCACUGUUGGUGCUGUAAAGAAUGAUCAGAUUCAUGUAACGUUUGAUGGGUGGAGGGGUGCAUUUGAUUACUGGUGUAGGUAUGACUCACGGGACAUAUUCCCGGUGGGCUGGUGUGCCAGAGCUGGGCAUCCUUUGCAGCCACCAGGUCAGAAGAGUGCCACAGCUCCCUCUAGGUUUAAAUUACGGCCCAGUGGUAUUCCUACGAAUCCAGCUUUACCUGAGGGUGGGUCUACGGGGGCUGGGAAUUCUACCAGUUCAAGUACUUCUGUUCCGGCUGCUACAGUCCAACUGCAUAUUCGUAGUAGUUGUUCAGGAGGCAGCAGCUCAUUGCCUACUAAGGUGUCAGGUUCUGGGCCAUCUGGUGCUGCAGAAGCUCUGGCAAAGGAACUACUUAGUGUUCACCCUGACCCACAGACUCUGACAAGAGCUAUAUUAUCUGCUUCCAGUAGCUUUUCUAACAUAAAUAAUGUGCAGGUUUCAGCAGGUACCAAGAACUACACUGUUAAGGUUCCAUCAGAGUUAACAAAUGAGGAAUUAAAAAAUUGGCUUAAGGCAGUGUGCAGUGGAGUGGGAUGUUGUGUGGGGAUGAUUGAAAUAGACACGGGCGAGGCUGCGGGCCGGCCUUGCUUGCUCUGUGGUGAAUCCACUUCCAACAACGCAUCACCACCAGCUGUCAAGAGAAACAAAAGUGAAGAAACAGCGGGCAGCAGUGUAAACGGCGCUGGGUGCGCGCCAGGCCCCAAGGUGGCGCGCGUGUCGCCGGAGCGCGGCGAGGCGGCGUCGUCCACCACGGGCGCGCCGCCGCCGCCCGCGCCGCACGCGCCGCCCGCCGACUGGUCCGUGGAGGAUGUCAUCGGGUUCAUCGCCGCUGCCGACCACGCACUCGCCGCGCACGCAGACUUGUUCAGAAAACAUGAAAUAGAUGGAAAAGCCCUACUUCUGUUGAAUUCAGACAUGAUGAUGAAGUAUAUGGGGCUAAAACUUGGUCCCGCAUUGAAGAUUUGUAAUUUAGUGUCUAAAAUAAAGAAUCGCCGACACUAUAGUACAUAAUUAAAUUAUUUUGUAUUAAGUUUUGCUCGCAGAGUUUGAAACUGAAAGUUUCAAAUUUUAAAUAUAUUAAGUAUUUUUUUGCAUUUUUGUUCAAUCUUUUCUUGAGAUAUGAAUAGUACUUGAGUUUUGUUUUGUCUGAAUCUCAGGGAAAGUAAUUUCUUUGCAUAAUAUUAGUAAGCAAAGUGAGAGAAACUAAUGUAUUGAGCUUUACAACAGAAACUAAAUCAAAUCAGUGAUAUACAAGCAAUAUAUCAGUUUUAGUAUGUAUGCACUCUCUUUCUCUACAUUUACCACUUUUACAAUCUGAACUUAUUAAUUCAUGUGCAGCUCCCUGGUUAUUCUGUUCUAUAAUAUAAUUUGAUAUUAAAUUUGUCUGUAAAUAUCUUGGAUGAGUUAUAUUGCAUUUAAUGUGUAGAUUAUUGAACUUAAUUAUUAUCAAUUUUAAUCUCGCUGGCUGUAUUAGAAUAGUAAUUGUAUUUGUAUAUAAGUAAUUGGCUAGUCGUUCGUGGGUCGCCGGCCGUCGCCCUGACAGGAUCGCACACAAAUUAUAUCUAAAAUUUCAAAUCAGGCGCCGUUAUAUGUACAGAAAUUUUUAAAUAGAAAUUAGGGUCUAGUGCCUUUCAAUCAUUAGGUGUACUUAAAAUGUCCCUACAAGCCAUGAAAAGACAAGUUGAGCGUUCAAGGACACCAAUAACAGUAGCUGUGAUUUUAUCUUCUGAUACUUAUGAUUAUAAUCGCGUUUAAUAGCUUAUUUAAUCUUCAAUUUCGUGACUUCAUCCUCGUACACCUACCAAUAUAGGUAUUAUAUAUUACUGAUGUUCCUCUUACGACUUCUGUGCUUGAGUUUGGAAUGAAGGAUUUUAUUUCUAUAGCAUUUUUUUAUUAUAAACUUUUGUUAAUUUGCCAUUGGAGAGUUAACUUAAAAUGUUGAAACAUUUCAUCAUGUGAUAUAUUAAUGUUAUCUGUUAUCGUGAUAAAGAAUUAAUAUUAAUUAUAUGUUUGUUUAUAUAUUUGAUUAUUAUGACUUGAUGUAUUCUUAAGUUUGGUCAUGACAUGAAUAUCUUCUAGGUAUUAUUUUAAAUAUUGCUUACUUCGUUGAUGUAAAUAAUUUGAUUUCACUGGGAGAUUUCAGUGGCUUUUGUCUGAAUGCAAUCAGUUGUAUUUUUAUUAUUUUUAACUUGUAUUUGACCUUAAAUAAUGACACGAAUGAAGUGAUCAACUUGAUUUCCCAAUUUUAUUGUAAUAGAUUUUAUGUAAAUUUACAAAAGUAGAGUACCUAUCUCACGUUUCAUAAAACACUAAACUUACUCUUUGAGUACUUUGUAUUAUAUCGUACAUAAAAUUCGGAAAAGUGUGAACAUUUUUCACAGAACUAUUAUUUUAUUAAUGUAGUAGGUAUUUAAAAUUAUUUUAUGUAAAUAAUUAAGCGAGUAAUUGGUAAUAGAAUUGUAUAAAAUUUAAUAAAACGCAAAUAAAUC
Molecule: messenger RNA, 3639 nt
Organism: Pectinophora gossypiella (pink bollworm)
Lineage: Eukaryota; Metazoa; Arthropoda; Insecta; Lepidoptera; Gelechiidae
Gene: Scm
Product: polycomb protein Scm
Exons: 5
Coding region: 233-2161 (642 amino acids)
Biological process (GO): regulation of DNA-templated transcription
Cellular component (GO): nucleus
Molecular function (GO): protein binding; zinc ion binding
Source: RefSeq, a predicted model, not a curated record